Messenger RNA from Colletotrichum gloeosporioides, 1719 nucleotides. RefSeq names its product Carotene 9-10-oxygenase. Gene Ontology annotation, molecular function: carotenoid dioxygenase activity. Bases 1 to 1719 code for a protein of 572 amino acids. The record is from RefSeq and is a predicted model, not a curated record. The transcript is spliced from 6 exons. Gene Ontology annotation, biological process: carotene catabolic process. Lineage: Eukaryota; Fungi; Ascomycota; Sordariomycetes; Glomerellales; Glomerellaceae.
AUGGUUGUCAGUCAGAAACCCAGUCCAGGUUACAAUCAGUACUUCCUUCCCGAAGAGGAUCUCAAGUACCUACCUCCAUACCUUCGCGAUGUCCCCGAAACAACUACGGAGACUCAGUGCACUACUGCGGGCACAUGGCCGUCAUGGCUGAAGGGCACAUUUGUUCGAAUCGGGCCAGAACGUUUUACUGUCCCGUUAUCUGAAGAUGGCUCAAAGCCCAGAGCUAUCAUCCAGCAUUUCUUCGACGGGCUCGGUAUGCUUCAUAAGUUUCGGAUGCUGGAUGGGAAUGUUCACUAUACGAGCCGAUACACAUCUGAGGGGGUUGUGAGGAGGGCCAAACGAGAUGGCUAUCUUUCCACCAACAUCUUUGGUCUAAAUCCAAACACGCCUCUUAAGUAUACGCAAGAUCCGUGUUCGGCACUGCUGGGAGCUCAACAAUCUCUCUAUCUUCCAAACGGGUAUAUGGAGCCUGAUGAGAUAAAUGUAAACGUUGUUCCUCGCCGUGGGAUGCACCUUCCACCAGACGACAAUCCACACUCCAAAGGGCCCGAGGCAAAGGACCCAGCGACCGAAGAGGUCCUGGUCCAGACGGAUUUCAACCUCCUUCAAGUCUGCGAUGCCCGAACCCUUGAGCCAAAGCGGAUGCUCACGUAUGCCCAAAUCGACCCAGAACUUUCUGGCUACGGCAUUUGCUCUCAUCCACCCAAAGAUCGCACCCGGGGUCUAACUUUCAAUUAUUUGAUCGAUCCUGAGAAAGGUAUCAUGUCAGUCUUUGCAUUGAAUAUUGCGUCAAAACCUGCGUCCCUCUUCUGGAAGACGCCACUCCCAUGCAAGCCAUGUUACAUUCAUUCUCUGGCGAUGACAGACAAGUAUGUGGUUUUCAUUAGGAAUCCGGUUCAAAUGGAUGUCAGCGAUACAACGAAGCCGAUGUCAGACAUGCUCCAAUUCGAGCCUAACACUCCGACCCAAUUCUUCGUUUUGAAUAAGAAUGACGGCAGGCACGUCGCGACUUAUGCGCAAAAGGAUGGCUUCAUGUUUUUCCAUUCGGUUAAUGGAUACGACUAUGUUGAUCGUCAAACUGGCGCCGUCAAUAUUCACAUCGACCUUUGCAGUUACGAAGAAACAUAUCCAUCGUACAGCGAGUAUAGUUUGAGCAACAUUGUGGACCCAGCACGGCCUUUCCAGGACGGCACUCUCGUCCGGUACGAGAUGGCCGGCGUGGACAACGCCGAUCCGUCUCGCAUUGGCCGUGUAACAGUCGCCGCGUCAAUACCAGGAAUGGCAUGCGAGCUUCCUCGGAUUGCCAAGGUUGCCUCCAUGGACCCCAAUUAUCGCUACGUCUAUUGCACUGCUGGUAAUGGUGGCCCCUCCCCGGGGACAGCUGUGCCGAUUGGCCGACUCGGGAACGGGCUAAAGGUUGUCCAGGCAGCGUUUUUCGGGAGUUUAGCAAAGUCCGACUGGCAAACUGGAACGUUCAAACGAUGGCAGCCUGAAAACGGAGAGAGCUGCCCUUGUGAGCCAGUCUUCGUGCAAAGACCUGGCGCAACGGACGAGGAUGACGGCAUAGUCCUUACUAUUGUCAUUGACCGGGAAGGAACUCACAGCAUUCUUAUUGGUCUUGAUGGACAGACCUUCGAGGAGGUUGCAAGGGCAGACAUGCCUCAAGUGUAUGCUCUGGGUCCUCAUGGGUCUUUCGUCGAAGGCAAUUUUGGUGUUUAG